Messenger RNA from Cloeon dipterum, 2711 nucleotides. Its product is annotated as LIM domain-binding protein 3. The record is from RefSeq and is a predicted model, not a curated record. NCBI's taxonomy places the organism in Eukaryota, Metazoa, Arthropoda, Insecta, Ephemeroptera, Baetidae. The coding region runs from base 143 to 2008 and encodes 621 amino acids. The transcript has 4 exons.
AAGAGAGCGCAGGGCCCGCCAGGGUGGGGAGCGGUCCUAAGGUUGGAGCCCCGGCCGCUAUAUAAAGCGUGGCUACGCCUUCAACAGACGUUCAGUUCACUCUUUUGUGCACUUUAACUGACUCCUCACCUAGGAACGUGCGAUGUUGCGGUUGGUAGUUUUGGUGUGCGCCGCACAGGCGGCCUUUGCUGGUCUCACCAGCCACGUGAGCCCUGCCUCCGUCACCUAUCUGUCAGGCCCUGCACCCAUUGGCCUGCGCGCCGGCCCCGCUACCUACACCUACAGCCCUAGUGCCUACGCCGCCCCUGCCGCAUACGCUGCACAUGCCACCUUCGCAGCUCCCGCAACAUACGCCGCUCCUGUGGCUCAAUACACUCCUUCGUACCUUAAGGCCGUGCAACACGUGCACCACGUGCCCGCUGUCACCAACGUGCCCAUCAAGACUUACCACCACACCCCCGCCUUGCUCCAAAAGACCGUGGAUGUCGCCAGGCCCGCCGUGCAGACCCGUAAAUUCGAGUUGCGUCGCCCUGCCAUCCAGAAGCAGUUCUACGACAUCGAAGAGCGCGUCAUCGUCCGCCCUGCCGGAUCCGCCCUUGUUGAGCUUGACGAGCCCAUCUCCAAGACCCAGAAGGGAGCUGCCGUGAUCUCCCCUCUGGCCACCGUGCCCGUGCACACCGUCCCCACCUACGCCCACUACCCCGUCGCUGGCUACCCCACCUACACCCCCGUCGCCUCCCCCGCUUACCCUGCCUACCCCAGCGCCGAGCAGCAGCAGCCUGCCUACCCCAACGCCGAGCAGCAGCAGCCUUCCUACCCCAACGCCGAGCAGCAACAGCCUGAAUACCCCAGCGCCGAGCAACAGCAGCCUACCUACCCCAGCGCCGAGCAGCAGCAGCCUUCCGCCCCCGAGGCCCCCGUUGAGGACGGCUCCAACAGCUUCUCGCAACAGCAGCAGGGCAUCUCCAGCUUCGCUCCCCAGCAGGACCGCGAAUCCAUCUCCAUCGAGAACCCUGAGUUCGGAGCCCGUUCCGCCGCCGUCCCCGAGCCCGCCAACCCCGAGUCCACCCCAGUGACCUCAACGACCGCAGCCCCCGCCCCUGCCGAGAGCGACAACAACCGCAACCUGUACGAGGCCCAGAUCCGCUCCAUGUUCGAAGCCCGUCGCGCCCAGUUCGAGGCCGAGCAGCACGCCGAGGCCAUGCAGCGCGCCUUCCUUGAGCAGCAGCAGAACACCCUUCAGCGCCAGCAGUACGAACAGGCUCAGCUGCAGGCCCGCUCCCAGCUGAUCACCGACGCUCCCGUCUCCUCCACCACCGAGGCCGCCGCCCCCGCCGCCACCGAGCCCACCCCUGCCGCAACUGACGCCCCCGUGACCACCGAAGCCGCCACCGAGGCCGCUCCCGCCAGCACCGAGGCCGCUCCCUCCAACGAGGAGCCCGCCGUGCAGUCCCGCAGCAACUUCCCCGUCGAAGCCCGCAACAAUUUCCCCGUCGAGGCUCGCAACAACUUCCUCGGCACUCAGGAGGCCCAGAUCCAGCAGACCGAGUCCCUUCUGCGCGAGCAGGUGCAGCCCGAGGCCCGCUCCGUGGUGCCCUCCGUCCGCCUCAACCCUGAGAUCAACCAGGCCAACCAGCAGCGCCUGAUCGAGCUGCUGACCGCCCGCAACGGAGUCGCCGAGGUUCACGGCUACGGCGAGGCUUUCGGCCGCACCAACGGUGCCGUCGGUGACGCCGGAAGCGUACGCGCCCGCGUCCUCUCCGUCACCCCCGCCCCCGAGAACGCCCGCUCCACCGGCGAACGCACCAACACCCGCCGCAUCGUCGUUUCCCGCCCCAUCGAGACUGUGCAGGAGAUCGAGGUCGUCGAGCCCGCCACCAAGAUCCAACGCGUCACCUACCAGCAGCCCACCUACAUCAAGACCGCCCGUCUUGGCGUCGCCAGGGUCGCCACCUCCGUGCCCGUGUACACCAAGUCCCUGCAGGCUCACCCCAUCGCUUACUACUAAGGCUUCACCCAAGCUUUUGUAAUAAGUAACCGCAGCGCCCCUGCCUAGGGUGCUGCUUAUACAUUUUUAGAUGCUUAAUGUGUCGACUGGCAACCAACUUGACGUAAUUUUAAUCGAAGCGUACCGCAACGACCGAUUCUGGUAUUUUUUAAUAAUCACUAGAUAUCAAAUCGUGCUUAUUUAUGAUUCUGGCUAUUUUUUAUUUUUAUACGCAGUUAAUUAGUACCACAAUCGGUUCGUCAGCACCUGAAUGUUUUUAAUAUUAUUUGAACUGUUAGUUCCUUUUUUGUAGCAACUCAGCAGCGGCAGCCAAGUCUUCCUGAACGCCGCCAAGAUCGUUUGUUUUUACUUUUGUCGCCAGUUCACGAAGACUUGCUGCAAAGUAACAGAUCGUGCUCAUAAAAUUACGCAACCUUUGGCUGAUUUAAUCAGCACGAUCGAAUAUAAUACUGUAUAUAUUAUAUGCUCAUCGCCUGGUCUAGAUUAAAAUUUGGCCACUUUUUGUUUUAAAAAGUUGCCAAAUUUUACACCGAUGGCCAAGAGAAACAUGUCACUACACCAUUGUCCUUUUAAUUAUGCGUCUCUGUCCUGUCUCCUUUCAACUCUUCGUUAUCAUCCUCCUUUCCACUGAAGUGUUCUUGCCACAACUUUGUACAUGUACAGACUUUUCCUUGUGAGAAUAAAUUAUCACCUUUACAUUAAA